Molecule: messenger RNA, 1317 nt
Organism: Medicago truncatula (barrel medic)
Lineage: Eukaryota; Viridiplantae; Streptophyta; Magnoliopsida; Fabales; Fabaceae
Product: metalloendoproteinase 5-MMP
Exons: 2
Coding region: 83-1051 (322 amino acids)
Biological process (GO): extracellular matrix organization; collagen catabolic process; proteolysis
Cellular component (GO): extracellular matrix
Molecular function (GO): zinc ion binding; metalloendopeptidase activity
Source: RefSeq, a predicted model, not a curated record
AAGGUCAUACCUUAACUCUCAUUUUCUCUAACCCCAAACAAAAAAACACUAUAAUCUAAGUUAACAUCACAAUUACCAAACUAUGAAAUUGAGAACACAAAAAACCUAUAUGUUUCUCUUAGUAUUAUCUUUUCUACUUGCAGAUGUAUCUGAAUCCAUUUCUUUUGCACCAGCAAUUGGAUUAAUAGUCAGAAGUAGAAUUCCUUUCUAUCUUAAACGCAUAACUUCAAGUAAAUUAUUUUCCAGCAUCUGGAAUAAACUCAAGUCAAUCUUCAACAACGCUCUAAAGAUUGGAGACAUAGCUAGCGGAAUUUCCGAUUUGAAAGAAUAUUUACAAUUCUUCGGUUACCUAAACUCUUCAACUUUGCAUUCAAAUUUCACUGAUGCUUUCACAGAAAAUCUUCAAUCUGCAAUAAUCGAAUUUCAAACAAAUUUCAAUCUCAAUACUACAGGUCAACUCGAUCAAGAUAUAUAUAAAAUUAUUUCAAAGCCACGUUGUGGUGUUCCUGACAUAAUCAAUGGAACCACCACCAUGAAGAACAACUUCAUCAACAAAACAAUGCCGUUUAAACCGUGGUGGAGAAAUGUGGAGAACAGAUCGUUAGCAUAUGCUUUUCAUCCAGAGAAUAAUGUCACAGACAAUGUUAAGUCUUUGUUUCAAGACGCGUUUAACCGUUGGUCAAAUGCAACUGAAUUGAACUUCAUUGAGACAAUGUCGUUUAAUGAUUCAGAUAUUCGUAUAGCGUUUUUAACGUUGGAUGGAAAAGGUGGAACAGUUGGAGGCAGUUAUAUAAACAGUAGUGUUAAUGUUGGAAGUGUAUAUUUGGAUGCAGAUGAACAAUGGGUGUUACCUAGUGAAAAUGUUGUUGAAGAGGAUGAUGUGGAUUUGGAAUCUGUUGUGAUGCAUCAAGUUGGUCAUUUACUUGGGUUGGGGCAUUCUUCUGUUGAAGAGGCUAUUAUGUAUCCGAUUGUGUUGCAAGAAAAGAAGAUUGAGUUGGUAAAUGUUGAUGAUUUGCAGAGGAUUCAGGAAAUUUAUGGUGUCAAUACUUGAAGAGGUUAACAUAGUUCAUGUUCUUGGUUUGUAUAUGUUACUAAUAAGUUACUAUUACAUUAGGAGUUACAAGUAUUCUAUAAUAUUGGUGAUAAUAACAAGAUUGUAAAACGGUUGGAGUAGUCUAUAAGACCUAGUUCAACUGAAAAUAUUUUCAUUCAAGUUCAAAUUCUUGAGCUAGCAAUUGUGUGUCUUUUUACACUCGUUCAUUAUCUCUGCCGCGCCAUUUUGUUACGGUGUCUUUUAAACGGAAAAAUGUCUUUGAA